Esox lucius (northern pike) is the source of this 6154-nucleotide messenger RNA. It is a transcript of the gene plekhm2, whose product is annotated as pleckstrin homology domain containing, family M (with RUN domain) member 2. Gene Ontology annotation, molecular function: kinesin binding. The coding region runs from base 608 to 3805 and encodes 1065 amino acids. The transcript is spliced from 20 exons. Gene Ontology annotation, cellular component: endosome membrane. NCBI's taxonomy places the organism in Eukaryota, Metazoa, Chordata, Actinopteri, Esociformes, Esocidae. Gene Ontology annotation, biological process: regulation of protein localization; lysosome localization; Golgi organization. The record is from RefSeq and is a predicted model, not a curated record.
CGCAUUGAAGUUCAUGACGUCAUGAUCUCACCUCGUUCUUUUCCGAGUUCCCAGAUUUCAUGAAAGCAUCUUAGCUAAACAACAUUGUCGAACUGAAUUUAUUCAGCCGGGCUAUGUACACUGCUAACUUGUUAAUGAUUUCAUUUUUUACACACAAUUGUGUGGCUACAAUACAUGUAGCUAAGUUAGACAAGUUGACUUUUAGACAAUUCGGAAAUUAAAAUACUACUACAUAGCUAGUAAGUCGAAAAUGACACACAGAUAAAGCCAACUUAAGACAGCAUGAGAUUCAUUCUAGCUGCUUAGCUAUAGGGCUUACCCAAUGCUGGUUCCAUAGCCAGCCAUUAAACUUAGUUAGCUAUGCUAUAGAAGGUGGCAAACUAAUUAGCUAAAACCAACACAACGUUAUAGCCAGCUACUUGCUUAAUGUCUCAAAGUAUCUAGCAAUGUUUACCAGCCAGUUAACGUAAGCUGUAUAGCGAUUCGCAUUGGAAAUAUUUGGCUAUCUAGCUAAUUCGAUAGCUUUGAAUCGAGAACAUUCAGAACAGAACACAUUGAGACUUCUGGAAAUCAGCUGACAGUUGCAGGCAGCAAAACAGGACCUGUGAUGGAUCAACUCAAAGUCAAGGACCGAAUAUUGGAAAACAUUUCUUUGUCUGUCAAGAAGUUACAGAGUUACUUUGCUGCCUGUGAGGAUGAAACCCCAGCCAUUCGAAAUCAUGACCGGGUCCUACAGCGGCUGUGCGAACACCUUGACCAUGCUCUACUCUAUGGUUUACAGGAUAUCUCCUCAGGUUACUGGGUCCUGGUUUUACAUUUGACCCGCAGAGAAGCUGUUCAGCAGAUAGAAGAGCUUCAGCACAUAGCAACCAAUCUCGGACGAAGUCGUGCCUGGUUAUACCUAGCUCUCAGUGAGAGCUCUUUGGAAAGCUACCUUCGUUUGUUCCAAGAGAACCAAGGAUUGCUGCAGAAGUAUUACUUCAAAAAUGCAUUGGUGUGCAGCCAUGAUCACCUCACGCUCUUCCUCACGUUGGUGUCUGGACUUGAGUUCAUUCGCUUUGAUCUGGAGUUGGAUGUCCCCUACUUGGAUGUGGCCCCUUACAUGCCAGAGUACUACAAGCCGCAGAACCUGCUGGACUUCGAAGAGCGUCUCCCCAGCUCAGACAGCCUGUCCAUGCACUCCUUUACCUCGCUCACCUCCACCAACUUGGAGUGGGAUGACAGCGCCAUCGCCCCAUCCAGCGAAGAUUAUGAUUUCGGUGACAUCUUCCCCAUGUUGCAGCCAACUGCUGACUGGGAAGAGGGUGACCUCACUGACCCGGGCAGCUGUCCUCGUCCCAUUGGCUUUAACCAUCAGACAGUCAUCAGCGACUCCGUGAGCCUUCAGGCGGCUGCCGCAGCCAUCACAGCUAGAGGAAUGCCUUCACCACCGCCCCGUAGCCCUACCUUCAGACACAACCCCUUCAACUCGGACUCGGACACUAACACCUCGGCUGAUGUGACGCCGGUCCACACGGCCAGCCAGCACCCACACUGCCACAGUGCAGCGGCUGGGGAUGACACUGAGAGCACCAGCAAUGAGCUGGAGGUUAUCAGGAUGGCCAGACGAAGGAGGCCAGCCAAGAAACGUCGAGGUGUGAAAGGCUCCAGUGACUCCGCAGUAAGCGAUAAACAGAACAUAUUGGCUCCUGAGCAGGAUGAAGGAGAUGACGGAGCCCAGGCUGGGUGUGAGGAGCAGGAUGAAGGAGAUGACGGAGCCCAGGCUGGGUGUGAGGAGCAGGAUGGAGACUCGUGGCCUCCCUCUUUGGGGCCACCACAGGGUUUGGGAGCUGAGAAGGUGAGGGGGGCAAGGAGGGGGACGGCAGAGGAUGGCCAGGAGGAGGAAGAGGGCAUCCUUCGGCUUCCGGAGAUGACAGACACAUCCAUGGAUAACGUGGGCCAGCCCCUGCGCGAUGUAAUGGACCGGCUCAAUGGAGCUCUGGAUGUGGGGGAGGCCUGGGGGAGACCAGACAAAGAGGAAGACGACGAAAGGGUGGAUGGGGGGAAACCCCAGAAGUGUUCUCUACCCCGAAACCCUUCCUCUGCAUGCCCGGAGACCGUUUCCCAGCCGCCAGGGCAUCAGCCCUUUCAAAGGGAUUCACUGGAUGAGCCUCCAGACCCUGAAGCCGGGCCCCCCCCACUGCGCCCUGCUCUGGCCCCUAGCCCCAACUUCUUGCAGGCCCCCCCGGCCCCUGCCGACUUUUACUGCUUUACCCCCAACAGUCCAGACACUACUGCCCCAUGUGGUUGCCACCAUGACACUGCAGGGCAUGGCCAGCCACAGGCUCUUCCUGGUGGCCAUGAAAAUGAAAGACAGGCAGAAACGUCGGGGUCAGGACAGGAGCCCUCAUUAGGACAGGAGCAGGCAGUGGUUAUGGAGAACGGAGUGGCUUCCGGACAAACUGAAGAGGAUUGGGAACAGGAAGGACUCAAUCUGACAGAAAACUCCCAUCUUGCAGAAUUCAAGGUGGACAACAAUCACCUGCUGCUGCUCAUGAUUCAUGUCUUCAGAGAGAAUGAGGAGCAGCUCUUUAAGAUGGUGAGGAUGAGCACGGGUCACAUGGAGGGGGACCUACAGCCUCUCUACCUGCUGCUGACUGACUGUUACAUCUACCUGUUGAGAAAAGGCGCAGCGGAAAAGCCCUAUACAGUUGAGGACGCCAUCUCUUACAAUGAGUUGGACUAUGUAUCUGUGGGCUUGGACCAGCAGACAGUCAUGCUGGUUUGCACCAACAGAAGACGGCAGUUCCUCUUGGACACGGCUGACUCCUCCCUGACUGUCUGGUUUUUGGCAGCCUUGAAGUCUGCAAUGGUUAAGGGGUGCAGGGAGCCACCCUACCCCUCCGUGCUGACUGAUGCCACCAUGGAGAAACUGGCACUCACCAAGUUUGUUUCCCAGGAGUCCCACUGUGAGGUGUCUGAAGUGGUCAUCCAUUUGUAUUCUUUGGUUUACUGGGAGGACCCUAUGGAAGUGACCCUGACCCCCUCGACAGCCCUGGUCGGUACUGCGGAGACCUCCAACACCAAAGAGGGCCCCCUACUCUACAGAACUGGGACCAACUACCUUGGCAAAGAGCUUUGGAAGAGCUGUUACCUCGUACUGAGCAAUGGGAUUCUGUACCUGUAUUCAGAGAAGACUAACGGGACACCACUGAUGUCCAUCACUAUGGGAGGUGAACACUGCGGAGGUUGCCGGCGAUCCAACAGCACAGAGCGGGCACAUGCCUUCCAGGUGAUCCUGACCGAGCGUCCUCCUCUGGAGCUCAGCGCCGACAACGAGGGAGACAUGGCCGAGUGGAUGCUGGUGCUCUGUCAGUCCGUCUCUAAAGGGGUUAUACCCCAGGGUGUGGCCCCCACACCGUGUAUACCCUGUUGUCUGGUGCUGACGGACAGGAACCUGCUGACAUGCCACCAGGACUGUCAAACCAGCUUCUUCCGCUCGCUGGGUGAAGUUGAGCUCUCUGACGUCACGGCAGUCAGCCUGGACGACGACAAGGAAUACUGCAUUGUUGAGUUUGCAUCAGACCGGGCUAGGUUUUUACCUCCCUGGGUACUGUACUUCAGCAGCUGUGAUGAGAGAGAUCGCCUGUUGGAGGGGCUAGAGAGUGCCUGGAGAGACAUUUUCCAGGUGGGUAUGCCUCGAAGGACGGUGUCGGAGCCAUCUGUGCAAAAGCGUUGUGGCGAGGCCUUGGCUUUGAUGAGGAGCGCGUGGCAGAGGAGCGAUAGUCUGGCCAGGGGACGUGCCCAGAGAGAGCCCUGGUGCUGAUGGACAUAUAGAGUGUCAGGUGGAUGGACAGAUUUGGCAACAAGCUACUGCCAUUACGAUCGGUCACAUUCAAAUGUGGUCCAUCAUGGAAGUAGAUAGCAAAUGGAUCAUUAUAACCAGAUGGUUACGUUUUCAAGUACUCAAUUGAAUUUUAAUUGGUUGACUAAGUUUCAAAGGAAUACACCUCAAGCAUGUUACAUAUACGGUAAAUAUGAUAAUAGCCAUAUAGAUAGAGGUACACUCUUUCUGUGUACAUUAUAAAUUGUAUCCUUUUAGUAUACAAGGGGUUGUUAAAUCACAAGAAGUUGUGGACAAAUGGCAGUUUAAAUCUCAACCUUGCACAAAUGCAUGUAAAUUCUGCUUGACUUUUCUCAUAUCGUUGAGACAUCAGUUCCCUCAAGUUCCCUCUUUACUCUAGAUUGAGAGGUUGUAUGCUAACAGAAGGUGCAUUCACUUUGCUUUAUAAUCCGCUGUUUUCUGGAGGUAUUUGUACUGAAUGAUACAAAAUGUUCUUGAAAAUACUUUUAGAUACAUUUUUCCCCUUUUGGUGAAUUUGCCAAUGUAUGGCUUGAAGCAAUGUGUGAUAUUUCAAGUACAGUGGACAUGUUGACAGCGUUCCCCAACCCCAGCACCAUUCCUUCGAAUUGUAUGUCCCAGAAAAAAAAACUGAACGCAGCUAAGAUGGAAGAUUUCUAUUUGAACCUUAUCCUCUGCACUACAUUUAUAGUGUAUAUUUACAGCUUUGUGAAGUAUUCACUUAUAUUGUAUUAUAAUCAAUCCAUAGUCAAAUGUGCAUUGCCCAUCUCUCCUUGAACCCAGACCUACUUUAGUUUCCAGAUUGUUUUUGUCUUUUAACAAAUACCUCGAAACCUAACUGUUCACUCCAAUGCACAGGUUUUAAUGACUUAGAGGGAUGUCGUUUACCACUUGGACUGUUACAGUUACAUCAAUAGCCUUUGUUGCACAUCUUUGUUUAACAUUGGGUUUAAUAUAGUCUUAUAGUCAUGAUGAUUUGACAGGUCAAUAUCAGUAUUGGAAUAGGCUAACCUAGCAUUGAUACACUGUCAACAAGAAGGAUAAGAGGGGUGACUUAAUUGUUUUCAAAUGCAAGAUUGCACUUUGCUGUUGGGUUUUGGCCAUGAUGUUUGAGUUUGUUUGAGGGUACUAAUAGGUUAAUUGGGGUUGUGUGUGAAGUUCAUGUUCAGUGCUGCUUUUUAAUUUAAGCACAAACGGGAGCAAAUUAGUUCAUAAGAUCUUAUCUUUUGCAUAGUAGUCACUGAUAUUGAGUGGGUGUACCUUCUUUGCACUUUAGAUGUUGAGAGUUGCCUGGUCAAUAUGUAGUACAUGUCAAUGUUUCAGUGUAUCCCGUAGGAUUUUGUUCUUUCAGCAGUGGUGGUGACAGUCAGUCAGGCUGUGGUAGUGGGUGUAAAAAAAUGGAGGUCCCCAUCAUGGCCUGGGCAAUUAACAUUUUGCUGAUUUAGUUUUCUUGCAGUUCUUUAGUUUUUUAUUUUAAGCAACUGACCAAUGGACUAGAUCCAGGAAGAUGAUAAUGGCAUGAUAUAAAGGGGCAGACCAGAAUAUAUAGUUUAAAUAUAAAGCUAAUUACAGCUUGUUUAUUUUAAGUUUUAAGCUGUGGUUAUCAAAAGUAAAAUACAUAAUUUGAAUUAAUAAACAAUUCACAAAUCUCAUAAUCACAGGCCUAGUUCCAUUUCCAUACCUAGUAUAUGUUUCUAUUUCAAUACCUCAGAUAAAAUCUGGUAAAAUGAUCAAUGGGUGCAUACUUCUAAUGAAAUAUCAUUAUGACCAAUAAAUUACAAGGCAAUACAUAAUUGUCACCCCCAAGAAAGACCCCCCUUGUGCCCAUUUUUAUUUUGCAAUUAUCACUGAGUAGGUGUGCCAAACGUUUGUGUUAAAACGGGUAAAGAGAAAUAAACCUUCCCUAUUAUAGCUUCAAAUACUAAACAUUUGCCAAUUCCGUGUCUUGCUUUGGGGCGAGUCCUCUGUGGUAUGGAGGCAAUAAACAGACCAAUUUGUCCUGCCUGAUUAAAGAAACAUUUGGGCGUAUCCAGUUUUUGCGUAUCGUCAUAUUAAAUGAUCUUCGGUUUCACUCUGGGAAGCUUUUGGGCUGCACAAAUAAUAAGAACUCAAUAAGAAUUUUAGUACACUAUCGUUAAAAAGUUUGGGAUCAUUUAGAAAUGUCCUUGUUUUCCAUGAAAACACACAUGCACUUUUAUUUUGGUUAGAGAUUGUUCCGUGAAGGAAGUAGUACACAUCGUUGUAUGAGAUCUUCAGUUUCUUGGCAUUUUCUCGCAUGGAAUAGCCCUUCAUUUCUCAGAACAAGAAUAGACU